AUGUUCUUCUCCCGCCGUCUACCGGCAGCUCCGGACGAAAUCUAUUCGUCCUGUCUUGCGACUCUCUACGAGGGUCAUGCUAUGUGGUAUCCAGAGCCGCAUGUGUCGGGUGAACCGCAGAUUGGAGACGUCGGCUUCAUACGCAAGGGCGCAUUCGUCAGACUCUUCAACCUCGACACCUCUGCACCUGAGAAGAGAGUCGCACUCUGGAAUCCACCGUUCGAGGUCACAGAGGACUUGCCUCCAAGCCUGUUUAUGAUCGAUCCUAGGCGUUGUCCUCUCGUUCCCGCCCACUAUCCCAGUCAUGGAGUCGAGGUGAGGCAGAGGGGUGCCUCGGUAGACAUAACGGCUGCCAUCAAUGUAUCUGCGACUCUGGGUGCAGAGUACACCUGCAAGGCGGCCCAAGGAGCGGUGCUUGAGUUGAAUAGCGAAGCGGACGCCGAAUCGAUAUACGAGAAGGUGUCCUUGAAGGAAUACAUUAUCCGACAUCACAACGAAUGGUACGCAUAUGCCAAAGAUGUCCUCGACCUCGAUAUCCAGAGAGAAAGUAUUGUCGUGGUUAUCGGUUGGGUCAAGACCGAAGCCGACUGGGCGACAGUUGCCUUCGGCAACACGAGCACAAGUUCCAGUGUAUCGCUGGAGGGCCGUGCGGCCGGUGUUGUGGGGGCAGGUGUAGGCACGUCACGCUCUAGUUCUACGACUGGUCCGACGAUGAGAAGGCAGGGUAAAGACUACUCUGCGAGUGCACCUGAUUCCGCUAGAGACCAGUCCGUCUUCCUGAAGCGCCUCAAGAUGAAAAAGCGGUUUGGAUUGCUGAAGGAAAUUGUCGCCGGCGCGGGCUACCACCGGCUUCCGGACAGGGGAGAUGGGAGAGGCGGAUCGGCGGCGGAAGGGAUCGCGGCGCGAGAGGGAGAUGUGGAAGACAUCGACGAGGCGAGCAUUAUAGAGCUUGGCAGUGAGGGCGAAGUUCCUGAUCCGUUAGAUGUCCUUCUCAACUACAUACUUGAGGGCGGCAAGUCAGUGGUCGACUUCGCAAGUUACCUUCGUCGAGUGCAACCUCCGGUGCAGGUCGAUGACACGUGUGAGUCUCUCAUCUACCGGCAGUAA
Messenger RNA from Phanerochaete carnosa HHB-10118-sp, 1107 nucleotides. RefSeq lists its product as uncharacterized. Lineage: Eukaryota; Fungi; Basidiomycota; Agaricomycetes; Polyporales; Phanerochaetaceae. Bases 1 to 1107 code for a protein of 368 amino acids. The record is from RefSeq and is a predicted model, not a curated record. The transcript is spliced from 5 exons.